Scatophagus argus is the source of this 2266-nucleotide messenger RNA. It is a transcript of the gene rtbdn, whose product is annotated as retbindin. Lineage: Eukaryota; Metazoa; Chordata; Actinopteri; Scatophagidae. The record is from RefSeq and is a predicted model, not a curated record. Gene Ontology annotation, molecular function: signaling receptor activity; riboflavin binding; riboflavin transmembrane transporter activity. Bases 261 to 1103 code for a protein of 280 amino acids. Gene Ontology annotation, cellular component: external side of plasma membrane. The transcript has 6 exons.
GGUGGAAGAGACUGAAAUGUCCUUCAUAUAAACCGGUGACAAAGUGGCGAGCAGCGGCCCCCGGGCAGCAGAGAUCACAGGCGGCACAGACAGAGGAGGAGACCGGAGCACCGAGCACCGCGUAAAGGCGCUGGAUCCACGGCAACACACCGGGGAGACAGAGAGAAAACACCGAUCUGCUGGAAAACAAAACAACACAAGAAACUAAUCCGGACGGAGCAUCCUUUACCCCACCGACAGAUUUGUUUGUGGCUGUAGAGAUGGGUGUCACCUCUCGCCCUCUGGUUUUUGUUUGCGUAUAUUUGGUGGCUGCACUGAUUGGUGGAAUCCACACGGAGGGGGUGUGUCUUCAAGACGGCAAACACAAAGCCACGCCCACCCCAGAGCCGCACCUGAGGGAGUGUGCGCUGUAUGCUGACAAUAGCUGCUGCACAGAAGAAGACAUCCAGGAUAUCUCCCACGUUCCCUCUGUUAUCAAUAAGAAUGAACCCUGGGACAAGUGUGGGCCUCUGAGCUCAGAGUGUGAAGGCUUCCUGAAGCGUGUGUCUUGUUUUUACCGCUGCUCCCCUGAUGCCGCACGCUGGCCUCAUCCCCAUCGCCGCUCGUACAUCCAGGCUGUGCCGCUCUGCCACAGCUUCUGCCGUGAUUGGUUUGAUGCCUGCAGAAUGGACAUGACGUGUGCUCGUAACUGGGCCAGAGACCCCAGGGGACAGAACUGCACUGGAACCUGUGUGCAGUAUCAGCAGAUGUACCAGCACGGCAGGGAUCUCUGCGAGAGCCUGUGGGGUGACGCCUUCAUGACGGUGGAGGAUGAGUCUGAGGAGAUGGGAGAGGCUGGAGAAGCUGGAGCGGAAGGUAAUGGCGCUCGCCCCUGCGGCUGCCUGACCCUCAGUCCCUCGGACAAAGACGUGAUCGCCGCCCUCAGGGCCCAGCAGGAUGAUCCGGAGGAGCUGGACACCACCAAGGCAGGCCUGCCUCAGUACCGGGCCCCUUGCCAGACCAAGCUGCCCCUGCAGGCCAGGAGCGGCCGGAAGGGCAACUCUGUGCUGCGUAAACGCUCGGUCAUAGUGGACGAAGUGGAGGAGAGCGGGAGCGGCUUGUAGAGAGGAGAGAUAGAUGCAGUUAGAGAUAUUUGUUUAGAUCCUAAUAUACAAAGUCUAUCUCUUGAAGUGGAGUUGCAACCUUGCUCCUGUAACUAAUCUUACCACACAAACCUAAGCUCUCAUUAUCAUUAUCUCCACAUUCUACAUUUAACCUGUAAGGUUUUGAACAAUGCUAAAUCUGGUAUAUGAUAGACUGACAAGCUUGUGACAGCUCCAAUAAACGCCUGAUCAGUUAUUUGAAAAACCUAAGUAGCCUGGAUUAAAAAAAUAAUAAUUACCAUUAGAGAUAUCAGGACUGAAUGAUGCAGUCAGGUAUUUAAAUUCUGCAAGGGCUCUGACUUCAAUCAUAAAUAUAUUGAUAACAUCCCACAAAAAAAGAAAUAUUUUAGAAAUAUUUUAUUGCCAGCUAACAAGGGGAUUUUUUUUUAAUGAGAUCUUUUCCAAAUCAGGUAUUUUAUUGGCUUUGUGUGGCUGAACACAUCACUGACAUCGUGUUAGUCCUGAGAGUCCUGCACACAGGAAAUGUCCUACCAUAAUAGCGCUUGUGCAUGAAUUAAACAUGUCACCAUUAACCAGAGGACUUUUCACAACAGUAUUGUAAACGUGACGUAGCUGCACCAGUGCUUCACUACCCUGUCACUCUUUUCAGUCGUCUAGAUGACUUAAGUCUGUGCAUUAAUCAGUCGUUAAACGCAGAUCUUACCGUUGUGAUGCCGUAUCGUCCAGUCUGCACAUCGUGAGGUAUGUGAUAGUAGAGAAGGUCUCGCUGUGUAAUGAUAGUAAUGAAUGUAUCUUAGGCUUUCUAACAGAGACUACUGGCCUGAACGCAGUGGAUCUGGUAUGAUGAUGACCAUGGAGAGGUCUGCCUCAUACCUGAGGGAGAGAUUAAUGUUCAGAAACAAAAUGUGUCCACCAGAGUAAAUCUGCAAAGAGAGGAUUCAUACCAGGAUCCAGCUGUGGUUGUUCUGGUAGUUUGAUCACGUAUUUAUCAUCAGUGUCCUGUGGAAGCUUCUUUUAUAAUGAUGUAACGUAUUUCUAGGGUAAGGCGCUGCUAGAUGUAAAUGUUUUGUAAAAAGGAAACUGAUUUGUCCGUUUUAUGGUAAGCUCGCUGAAAUGGAGGUUUCUGUGCUUUCUGUUCUCAAUAAAAUCAACAUUUCUAAAUG